This is a messenger RNA of Cutaneotrichosporon cavernicola, 2319 nucleotides long. RefSeq lists its product as uncharacterized. The transcript is spliced from 4 exons. Lineage: Eukaryota; Fungi; Basidiomycota; Tremellomycetes; Trichosporonales; Trichosporonaceae. Bases 1 to 2319 code for a protein of 772 amino acids. The record is from RefSeq and is a predicted model, not a curated record.
AUGACCGCGUCUCAGCCCACGGACGACGGCCGCGGCAACGACACCGGCAACGGCAACGGGACUCCGCCAACCGAGACAACCGCUCCACCGCUCGCCGACUCGACUCCGUUUCCGAUCGCAUGCUUGUGUCUCAAUGUCGUUGUCGAAACGCGCGCACUCGACGACCUGGCGAAGCGGGCAGCCAAGGGGCCCACCGCCUUCACCCAAGGCAAACGCGAGCGGGUAUACCUCCCUCCCGGCGCCGAGUCAAUCAAACAUGCCCAGAUGGCGACGUUUAAGCGCACCACGCCCUUUGAUCGCCGCACGAGAGAGGCGACGGAGGAGGCCGCAGAGGUCAAGGCCGACGCUCCCGCGCCAGAGGCUUGGCGCAAGUGCUGGGUCUGCGGGGUGCGCUUGUAUCUCGCACACGACCGGGUACCGUCGGACGUCGCUCCGAGCAAUGUGUGGGUUGACGUUGAUUUGACUGAUGGUGUAUUGUAUGGCGAAGCGCUUGAGAAGAAGCAGGCCGAGACGCCACUUCCCUUCUCUGGCCUCGUGCUCGACAUCCCGAGCUCCAGCACGUUUGGGCGCCAACCCACCGCGGUCGACCCCGUAGGCGGAAUCAAAGACCAGACGCCUGUCCUCCCGCCCGUGCCCGACCCGUUCUUCCUUCCGCCACCGUUCAUCCCUCGUCAUCCUGUCCUGCGGGAAAUGUGCAAGCUCGCCGUGGAGCGGCUACACGAGAAGCAUAGCGAGAUCGACCGCGAUAUCCGCCAGUAUAUCGCGACACGGACUGGUGACAUGCGUGCCGUCCAGGCCCAGGUGCGCGCCGAGGUUGAGGCCCUGUGGGACCGGUACAGCGACGGCCCCGGGGCGGGCGACGAGACUACGCGCCGGCGUGGAAGCGGAAGCGCGGGAGCACGGGAGCGGUCAGCGUCCCCGGCUAUCCUGCGACAGAGCUUUGACGGCGGCGACCGGCGACCGUCGACGACGACCACGCGUCGGUCAACGAGCCGACCACGCGAGCGUACGCGCGAGCGCAUCCCCACAACCGAACUGGAUCGGCCGUCUGGUGUCGUGCCCUCACCACCGGUGCUCUUUACGGGCCAGCACAACGCGCACACAGCGCAAGCGGCCGCGUCGCUCCUGAGCGCAUCGUUGAGCGCUAACGCGUUUCAUGCGCCGACCCACAGGAUGCGCAAGGAGCCCGAUGUCGCCAACAUCGACGAAAUUGUCAAGGCGGCCAGUGCAGAGCCAGGACUCAGCAAGGAGGUAGCGAUGAGCUUCGCUUUCAGCGCGAUGGACGAGCACGCCGCUGCUAUGGGCCGCGGGCGGCGAGAGCGCAGUAGGACACUCGAACGCGCCCUCGAGACCGCUGAGGUGGAGCAGGAAGACGCGGAGAAGGGCGUCGACAGCUGGAUCAGCCUGGAGCGGGCAGACGCAGCGCGCCGCGCCAAGCGGGAUACGGCGGGCAUGGCUGUGCCCACGACGGUCAAGGAGGCCGAGGCCGAGGUGCUCGAGCGGGAGCAUGAGGACGAUGAGGAGAAGAAGGAGACGGCCAACGGCGCGACGAAGGAGCGCAAGGCGCGUGUGCAGUUUGCCGAGCCGCCGAAGGAGGAGCUGCGGCACGACCAGAACAGCGGGCGGGGAAGGGAUGACGACGACGACAAUGGGGCCGUCUUCGAGUUUGACACGGACGCGCCGGCCGAGCCCGUGGUGUUGCCGCCAAAGGACGCGAACGAGCGUCGCAUGCGCAACGUUGUUGAGGAGAACCUCUCGCGCACCUUGGCGGCUGACGCUCCGUCGCACCGCGCUGCGUGGCGUCGUCUUCAGUCGCGGGAGGGCAUGUCGUCUGUCCUGAGGCGGCACCAGGCCACUGACGACGAGGACGACGAGGAAGGCCCGCCCGUCGAGAGUCUCGCGCGUAGCAUGCCCGUCACGAUCGUCAUGCCGAAACGCGACGGUCCAGUACAGUUCAAGACGUCUUUAACCGACCGGGGAGGCGUGGUGGUCCCGAACCUGCUGCAUGCGAUGCGGCGAGGAUCCGCUCAGACGUCUUCUGGAGAGGCGACGCCCCCGGUGGGUCUGCGCGCUCCGCGUAACUCUAUUGCGAUUGUGGGCAGCAUGCGGGGUGGCCGCCGGGGAAGCCGGAGUGGGGAACGCGAUCGCGAGGCUGUCAAGACGUAUGGCGCCGACCCGGGAGCGGUGUUUGAGGCGCUGGCCGAGGUUGCAGUGGACAGCGAUGACGAGGACAGCGACCAGUUUGUGCCGCCGCAUGUGCUCGCGGCGCGGCGUGAUGAGCGGCCCGGGCCAGGGUGGCGGAGCCUGGCGACGUCGUAG